AUGGGAAUCGAUGCCGGCUUCGACAUGGUCCCGUGUCUCUCCACAAGCAAAGUUGACAAGCAGAGCUGGGCGAAAUUCAUAAAUUUUGUCAAAGAUAAUUACAAAGACGACGUCCAUGUUGAGAUCAAGCCGAAUUACAUUUUGUUCAAAGUGGGUGAGCACCCGUCGCUCCCUUUCGAAGGCCACAAGCUUCUGCGUUUCAGCUCAGAAGUUUCUGGAUCGAGCCAAGCACAGGGUUACAUAGAUACUGUCGGACGUUUCGCGAGGACUCACUUCGGAUCGCGCGUUCAGUACUGGCAUGAGGCGUCUGAUUCGUAUGGCAAGUAUGGCUGGGCAGAGGUACAUGAGUCAAUCAAAUCAUACGAAAAGGUGGACGAACCGGAAGACAGUGCGAUAAUUGAAAGCUUGCCCAAAGCAGAUAUCCCUGUUAGUGAUACAGACAUGCCAAUCUUCGAGGUGAAGGACAUUCCAGGCAAGGGUAGAGGUCUUCUCGCUCGUGUCGAAAUACCCAUGGGGACCCAAAUCUUUUGCGAGCAGCCACUUCUCACAGGUCGUCCCCUACAUCCCAGAGAGAUGGAGACUUAUCUUGCCGCAGGCUUGAAGGCACUGCCUAAACAAGAACAACGACUGUUCUUGUCUCUUCAAAACAACUACCCGGGAAAGUUCCCGUUCAGUCAUACCUUCAAGACAAACGCGCUGCCGUGUGGUCCAGACUCACCAAUCGGUGCAGUCUACCCAACGAUAUGCUUCAUCAACCACAGCUGCAUUCCCAACGUACAUCACAGCUGGGAUACGAAGGCGAAGCACGAAACCAUAUACGCAAUUCGGCCAAUCGCAGCUGGAGAAGAGAUCACAAUCAUGUACGACAGUGGAGGUCCAUUCGAUAUGCGUCGCGCAUUCUUAAGGGAGUCUUUCAGCUUCGAUUGUAACUGCCGUGCAUGCUCUUGCCAACCAUCCUUGAUCAAAGAAAGCGACGUCCGCCGUCGGUCAAUCCAGAGCCUGGACGAGGCCAUUGGAGAUCCAUACUGCUUAAUGUCAAGACCUGCUGAAAGCCUGAAAAAUUGCCAGUCGCUACUCCAAGUCUUGAAAGAUGAGUACGAAGGAUAUGCCGGUGUCCUAAACGCAAGGGUGUAUUACGAUGCAUUCUAG
Molecule: messenger RNA, 1149 nt
Organism: Parastagonospora nodorum SN15
Lineage: Eukaryota; Fungi; Ascomycota; Dothideomycetes; Pleosporales; Phaeosphaeriaceae
Exons: 2
Coding region: 1-1149 (382 amino acids)
Molecular function (GO): protein binding
Source: RefSeq, a predicted model, not a curated record